AUGGCUCUCCCUUCUCUCCCCCGCUGCCCGGAUGCCUCAGAUGAAGGAUACCAUGUGAUGGAGCCACCUGUCAUCACAGAACAGUCUCCACGGCGCCUGGUUGUCUUUCCCACAGAUGACAUCAGCCUCAAGUGUGAGGCCAGUGGCAAACCUGAAGUGCAGUUCCGCUGGACAAAGGAUGGCGUCCACUUCAAACCCAAGGAGGAACUGGGUGUGACCGUGCAACAGGCGCCCUACUCCGGCUCCUUCACCAUCACUGGCAACAACACCAAUUUUGCCCAGAGGUUCCAGGGCAUCUAUCGCUGCUUUGCCAGCAAUAAGCUGGGCACUGCCAUGUCGCACGAGAUCCAGCUCAUGGCCGAGGGUGCCCCCAAGUGGCCAAAGGAGACGGUGAAACCAGUGGAAGUGGAGGAAGGGGAGUCGGUGGUCCUGCCUUGUCACCCUCCGCCCAGCGCAGAGCCGCUCCGGAUCUACUGGAUGAACAGCAAGAUCCUGCACAUCAAACAGGAUGAGCGGGUGACAAUGGGCCAGAACGGCAACCUCUACUUUGCCAAUGUGCUCACCUCGGACAACCACUCGGACUACAUCUGCCACGCCCACUUCCCGGGCACCCGAACCAUUAUUCAAAAGGAACCCAUUGACCUCCGGGUCAAGGCCACCAACAGCAUGAUUGACAGGAAGCCACGCCUGCUCCUCCCCACCAACUCCAGCAGCCACCUGGUGGCCUUGCAGGGCCAGCCAUUGGUCCUGGAGUGCAUCGCCGAGGGCUUCCCCACGCCCACCAUCAAGUGGCUGCGCCCCAGUGGCCCCAUGCCAGCUGACCGCAUCACUUACCAGAACCACAACAGGACCCUGCAGCUGCAGAAUGUGGGCGAGGAGGACGACGGCGAGUAUCGCUGCUUGGCCGAGAACUCGCUGGGUAGUGCCCGGCACACCUACUAUGUCACCGUGGAGGCUGCCCCGUACUGGCUGCACAAGCCCCAGAGCCACUUGUACGGGCCAGGAGAGACCGCCCGCCUAGACUGCCAAGUCCAGGGCAGACCCCAACCAGAGGUCACCUGGAGAAUCAACGGGAUCCCUGUGGAGGAGCUGGCCAAAGAUCAGAAGUACCGGAUCCAGCGUGGCGCCCUGAUCCUGAGCAACGUGCAGCCCAGUGACACAAUGGUGACCCAGUGCGAGGCCCGCAACCGGCACGGGCUCCUGCUGGCCAAUGCCUACAUCUAUGUUGUCCAGCUGCCGGCCAAGAUCCUGACGGGGAACAACCAGACGUACAUGGCAGUCGAGGGCAGCACUGCCUACCUUCUGUGCAAGGCCUUCGGAGCCCCUGUGCCCAGCGUCCAGUGGCUGGACGAGGAAGGGACGACAGUGCUUCAGGAUGAACGCUUCUUCCCCUAUGCCAAUGGGACCCUGGGCAUCCGUGACCUCCAGGCCAAUGACACUGGACGCUACUUCUGCCAAGCUGCCAAUGACCAAAACAAUGUGACCAUCGUGGCUAACCUGCAGGUUAAAGAUGCAACUCAGAUCACACAGGGGCCCCUGAGUGCAAUCGAGAAGAAAGGCUCAAGGGUGACAUUCACGUGCCAGGCUUCCUUUGACCCCUCCUUGCAGCCCAGCAUCACUUGGCGUGUGGAUGGUCGAGACCUCCAGGAGCUUGGGGACAGUGACAAGUACUUCAUAGAGGACGGGCGCCUGGUCAUCCACAGCCUGGACUACAGCGACCAGGGUAACUACAGCUGUGUGGCCAGCACCGAGCUGGACGCAGUGGAGAGCAAGGCACAGCUCUUGGUGGUGGGGAGCCCCGGGCCGGUGCCUCAGCUGGAGCUGUCUGAUCGUCACCUGCUGAAGCAGAGCCAGAUGCGCCUAUCUUGGAGCCCGGCUGAAGACCACAAUGCCCCCAUUGAGAAGUAUGACAUUGAAUUUGAGGACAAGGAAAUGGCGCCUGAGAAAUGGUACAGUCUAGGCAAGGUACCAGGGAACCAGACCUCUACCACCCUCAAGCUGUCGCCCUAUGUCCACUACACCUUUAGGGUUACUGCCAUCAACAAAUACGGCCCCGGGGAGCCCAGCCCCGCCUCUGAGACUGUGGUCACACCUGAGGCAGCCCCAGAGAAGAACCCUGUGGACGUGAAGGGGGAAGGGAACGAGACCAACAAUAUGGUCAUCACGUGGAAGCCGCUCCGGUGGAUGGACUGGAACGCCCCCCAGGUUCAGUACCGCGUGCAGUGGCGCCCUCAGGGGACACGGGGGGCCUGGCAGGAACAGAUCGUGAGCGACUCCUUCCUGGUGGUGUCCAACACGUCCACCUUUGUGCCCUAUGAAAUCAAAGUCCAGGCCGUGAACAGCCAGGGCAAGGGCCCCGAGCCCCAGGUCACCAUUGGCUACUCCGGGGAGGACUACCCCCAGGCGAGCCCUGAGCUGGAGGGCAUCAAGAUCCUCAACUCAAGCACCGUGCUGGUCAGGUGGCGGCCUGUGGACCUGGCCCAGGUCAAGGGUCACCUCCGGGGAUACAAUGUGACGUACUGGUGGGAGGGCAGUCAGAGGAAGCACAGCAAGAGGCACGUCCACAAAAACCAUGUGGUGGUGCCUGCCAACACCACCAGCGCCAUCCUUGGUGGCCUGCGGCCCUACAGCUCCUACCGUCUGGAGGUGCAGGCUUUUAACGGGCGGGGAUUGGGACCCGCCAGCGAGUUAACCUUCAGCACCCCAGAGGGAGUGCCUGGCCACCCCGAGGCGUUGCACGUGGAGUGCCAGUCGGACACCAGCCUCCUGCUGCACUGGCAGCCGCCUCUCAGCCACAACGGCGUGCUCACCGGCUACGUGCUGUCCUACCACCCUCUGGCUGAGGGGGGCAAGGAGCAGCUGUCCUUCGACCUUCCGGACCCCGAGCUGCGGACACACAACCUGACCAACCUCAGCCCCCACCUGCGCUACCAAUUCCAGCUUCAGGCCACCACGAAGGAGGGCCCUGGCGAGGCCAUUGUGCGGGAAGGAGGCACCAUGGCGUUGGGGAUCCCGGAUUUCGGCAACAUCUCGGCCACGGCAGGUGAGAACUACAGCGUCGUGUCCUGGGUUCCCAAGGAGGGCCAGUGCAACUUCGGGUUCCACAUCUGGUUCAAAGCCUUGGGAGGUGAGCACGAGAGGGGCCCGGCGGCGCUGCGGCCGCAGUACGUCAGCUACAACCAGAGCUCGUACACGCAGUGGGACCUGCAGCCCGACACCGACUACGAGAUCCGCCUGCUGCGGGAGCGGGUGCUCCUGCACCAGAUGGCCGUCAAGACCAACGGCACGGGCCGCACGAGACUCCCGGCCGCCGGCUUCACCAGCGAGGGCUGGUUCAUCGGCUUCGUGAGCGCCGCCAUCCUGCUGCUGCUCAUCCUGCUCGCGCUCUGCUUCAUCAAGCGCAGCAAGGGCGGCAAGUACUCGGUGAAGGACAAGGAGGACACGCAGGUGGACUCCGAGGCGCGACCCAUGAAAGACGAGACGUUUGGCGAGUACAGGUCCCUGGAGAGUGACAACGAGGAGAAGGCCUUCGGCAGCAGCCAGCCGUCUCUGAACGGAGACAUCAAGCCCCUGGGAAGUGACGACAGCCUGGCCGAUUACGGGGGCAGCGUGGACGUCCAGUUCAACGAGGAUGGCUCCUUCAUUGGCCAGUACAGUGGCAAGAAGGAGAAGGAGGCGGCAGGAGGCAACGACAGCUCAGGAGCCACCUCCCCCAUCAACCCUGCCGUGACCCUGGAAUAGUGGGGUGCAGCCAGCUGUGCUGAGGCCGGGCUUGGCCCAGGGCCGGAGGCACAGGAGAGCCAGAGGCCAAGACGCCCCAGCCUGCUGCCCGCGCUGCGCCCCUGACCUGGGGACAGAGGCCCCUCCCUCUCCGGCAGGUCCCUGGGAGGCCUGAGUUGGAGCAGAGGAGAGGAAGUCACUGCCUCUACUCCCCUUCUUACCACCUGGUCCCCACUUUAUUGCCAAAACCCAGCUGCACCCCUUCCUGGGCACACGCUGCUUCGCCCCUGCUCUGGGGCAGAUCACCCACACAUCAGGGCCCUCGGGUGCUGCCUUGCCAGCCUGUUUGGGCAGAGAGGCUGUGGUGUGGGGCAGAGGAAGUAGGGGUGGCCUCCUCAGGACCAGGGUUGGUGCCUCCCCCUCCCCCAGCCUGUCCUUGGCCACCCUGGCUGGGACUGGGGAAAGAACUUGGUGUCCCCACCAUCAGCUCCCUUUUCUUUGCCAUCUCUACUCCAACCGGGAUGAGUGCUGGGCAGGCUGGCCAUGGGUGCAGGGGAGGCCGUCUGGAGAGCCCAGAGUCCCUGCCCCCAACAUUACACCGGUUGACAACCUUCCUCCCACCGCCCACCCCGGCCCACGGCCGGCUUUCAGGAGCUCCAUACACAUGCUGCCUUCAGUGCCCGCCAGACAACAUCCAAGUGGCCUCUGUCACCGCCGGGGUGCGGGGCGGGCACACCUCCUCCCACUGCCCACCGCAUCCUGGGACCCUGUAGCAGCCCUGCCCACCCCCAGCUGUCUGAACAGUCCUCCUUAGCCUCCCCCGCCCCCCGCCUUGGGAAUGUAAAUACACCGUGACUUUGAAAGUUUGUCCCUUACCCUUUCCCCAUAUGCCACUAGUGUGUAGGCAGAUGUCUGAGUCUCUAGGUGGUUUCUAGGUUUUCUAGCAAUUAGCUUUGAUGAUCCCAUCCCAGGAAAAAUAAAAACAGACAAAAAAAAGGAAAGAUUGGUUCUCCCAGCACUGCUGUGCCCUGCCCAGCAGUUACGGCCUCCCCGAAUGCCUUUGCUUGGUCUGUUGAUAAGCCCUCUACAAAAAACAGAAGUAUAUAUAUAUAUGUACAUAAAUAUCAGAAUUAUAACAGGCAAAUAAAAACCUGGACAUGAAGAGAA
Galeopterus variegatus (Sunda flying lemur) is the source of this 4887-nucleotide messenger RNA. RefSeq names its product L1 cell adhesion molecule (gene L1CAM). The record is from RefSeq and is a predicted model, not a curated record. Gene Ontology annotation, molecular function: protein binding. The coding region runs from base 1 to 3741 and encodes 1246 amino acids. Lineage: Eukaryota; Metazoa; Chordata; Mammalia; Dermoptera; Cynocephalidae. Gene Ontology annotation, biological process: cell-cell adhesion. The transcript has 27 exons.